Cuscuta campestris is the source of this 1332-nucleotide messenger RNA. NCBI's taxonomy places the organism in Eukaryota, Viridiplantae, Streptophyta, Magnoliopsida, Solanales, Convolvulaceae. The record is from the annotation of a GenBank genome assembly.
AUCGAGGAGGUGAAUACUUAAGCCUGGAGUUCGAUGACUAUCUGAAAGAGCAUGGGAUCUUAUUCCAACUCACUCCUCCAGGGACACCUCAGUUAAAUGGAGUGUCUGAGAGGAGAAAUCGGACUUUGCUAGACAUGGUCCGGAGCAUGAUUAGUCUCACAACAUUGCCAGAAUCAUUUUGAGGAUAUGCAUUGAAAACAGCACCGCACACACUCAACAGAGUUCCAUCUAAAGCUGUCGAGAGCACACCAUACGAACUAUGGCGUGGGAGAAAACCGAGUUUCUCGUACUUUAAGAUUUGGGGCUGUGAAGCUUAUGUAAAACGUCUCAUGACGUCUAGUAAGUUGGAGCCUAAAUCUGUUAAAGUAAUUUUUGUGGGAUACCCCAAGGAAACUAGAGGGUAUGAGUUCUAUCAUCCAUCCGAUAACAAAAUUUUUGUUGCUCGGAAUGGAACCUUCCUUGAGAAGGAGUUUCUUUCUGCUAUCACUAGUGGGAGAAAGGUAAACCUCGAAGAAAUUCGAGAACCACAAGAAGAAGUCCCGAUAGUGUUGGAACCUGAGCAAAGAGUUCAAGCAAUUGAACCUCAAAUUGCUCAAGAUAUACCACGUAGCCUGGUAUACGGUGGUGAGGAAGAGCUAAAGGUGGUCGGUUACACUGAUGCUAGCUUCCAAACCGACAGAGACGAUUCAAAAUCACAAGCAGGAUAUUUGUUUUGCCUGAAUGGCGGAGCUUUUAGUUGGAAGAGCUUUAAGGAGGAUACAACUGCCGAUUCGACUACAGAGGCUGAGUACAUAGCUGCCGCCGAGGCAGCUAAAGAAGCUGUUUGGAUCAAGAAGUUCAUUACUGAACUUGGAGUGGUUCCUAGUAUUAAUGACCCUAUCUUGUUGUUUUGCAACAACACUAGGGCCAUUGCACAGGCAAAGGAACCGCGAUCUCACCAGAAAACCAAACACAUUGUACGAUGCUAUCACAUCAUACGAGAAAUCGUAGAUAGAGGAGAUGUGAUGAUUUGCAAAGUAGAUACUGACGACAACAUAGCCGAUCCCUUGACCAAGCCUUUAGGAAAGCUAAAGCAUGAGGGUCACACUAGGUCCAUGGGCAUUCGACCAAUGCCAGAUUGGCCAUAGUGCAAGUGGGAGAUUGUUGGAGUUGUGCCCUGAUGUCCAACUGUUUAUCAUUAUGCUAUCAUGUAUUGGCAGAUAUAAUAUGUUUACACAUCUCAUGCUAAUGUAAACAAAUAUUAUAUUCCAAGAUUUAUAUUUAAAGAUGUUUAUCAGAUAGUGUUAUUCUGCUGAUGAGACUAACAUCUUGAAAUAAAUAUUUAUCUAAAUG